AUGGCGAUCCCGCUGGUGAACACUGGCAUCCCCGACGAGCUGCUGGAGCGGGUGAAGAAGGUGUGCAGCGACUGCUACAAGCUGCGGGACGAGGCGUUCAGAGACUCCAACCCCGCGGUGAAGGCGCUCGCCGAGCUCGUGGACAAGGAGAGCGAGGGCGGCCUUCCCGCGAGGAAGAUCGAGGGCAUGGACUGGGAGGACGUCUUCACCCUCCAGGAUGACCUGCCAUGGCCUUCCAACCCUCCCGCCUUCAAGGAGACGAUGAUGGAGUACCGCAAGGAGCUCAAGAAGCUGGCGGAGAAGAUGCUGGGCGUGAUGGAGGAGCUGCUGGGGCUGGAGGACGGCCACAUCAGGAAGGCCUUCACCAACGACGGCGAGUUCGAGCCUUUCUAUGGCACCAAGGUGUUGAGCAAUGGCCGGUACAAGAGCGCGUGGCACCGCAUCCUGGCGACGCGCGACAGCAACCGCCGCUCCAUCGCCUCCUUCUACAACCCGGCGCGCCUGGCCACCAUCGCUCCGGCGAUCCCCGCCGCUGCCGGUGGCGAUGACUAUCCGAGCUUCGUGUUCGGUGACUACAUGGAGGUGUACAUUAAGCAGAAGUUCCAGGCCAAGGAACCAAGGUUCGUGGCCAUGGCGACGACGACGACCAAGUGA
Molecule: messenger RNA, 654 nt
Organism: Miscanthus lutarioriparius
Lineage: Eukaryota; Viridiplantae; Streptophyta; Magnoliopsida; Poales; Poaceae
Source: the annotation of a GenBank genome assembly